GGCAGGAGGUGAGAGCUCAGUGGCUGUUGAGCUAGUUUCUAUUUCAAGUGCCUGCAUGUCUGAGGCUGAGUUUGAAGCCUCCAGCAUAGUUGGAGUUAAUUCCCAUUAUGUUGGACUCCGCCCCCCCUCUCCCAAAGGUAAAGCAAGGUUUUCAGGCAUCACUGCAAAGAGCAACCAGGAUUCCCAUCCCUGUCUGACAAGCUGUGAGAAGUUUUCCUCAGAUCCGAGCUUGAAGAGAGGGAACAAGUCAAUCAGGCUUCGUGGUCAGAAGGUCCAGAAGACCCUUCAGCUGGGAUCUCCACUGGUUCUUGGAACCACCUUAUUUUGGGGCUCUCUUCUAAUUACUGGUUCUAUGUUGUAUAACAAGAGCUACAAGAAAGCUGAUCAGGGCCUAUUUGGGUUGCCAUCACAGUCACCAAUUCAGCUCUCUGUUUCUUCCACUGAAGCCUAGCAACUAUAGAACUCUGAGCUAGGCAGAAUGAAAGGAUGAUGGAAAGUAAUAUUUCAUAAAGAACCGAGUGAUCUAUGAGAGAAUGAUCUCCUCCAGAAGCAAGAAUCACAUGGAACAUCCAUGAACCCCAGGACUAUCCAGUCAGAUGAAAAUUAGGCCAGCAUAGCCUACAUAACUUGUUGCAUUUGCUACUGUGAAACAUCUCAUCUCCCCAUCCUUGCAGAGACACCUGAGACCAUGAGGAGCAACCUUACUCUGGUGGGCACUUUCUGGGCCUUCCUGUCACUUGUCACUGCUGUGGCCAGUUCUACAAGUUACUUCCUGCCUUACUGGCUAUUUGGAUCCCAGCUAGGGAAGACAGUAUCCUUCAGCACAUUCAGAAGAUGCAACUACCCUGUUCGGGGAGAGGGACACAGUCUGAUCAUGGUGGAAGAAUGUGGGCGCUAUGCCAGCUUCAGCGCCAUACCUAGCCUGGCUUGGCAGAUGUGCACAGUGGUGACAGGUGCUGGCUGUGCUCUGCUGCUCCUAGUGGCAUUGGCUGCUGUCCUGGGCUGCUGCAUGGAAGAACUCAUCUCCAGAAUGAUGGGGCGUUGCAUGGGAGCUGCACAAUUUGUAGGAGGACUGCUGAUAAGCUCAGGCUGUGCAUUAUAUCCUUUAGGAUGGAAUAGCCCAGAAGUAAUGCAAACAUGUGGGAAUGUCUCCAAUCAAUUUCAGUUAGGUACCUGUCAGCUUGGCUGGGCCUAUUACUGCGCCGGAGGAGGAGCAGCUGUAGCCAUGUUGAUCUGCACCUGGCUCUCUUGCUUUGCUGGAAGAAAUCCCAAGCCUGCCAUGUUGGUGGAGAGCAUCAUGAGAAACACCAAUUCGUAUGCCAUGGAGCUUGACCACUGCCUUAAGCCUUAAGCUUUGAAAGAAAAUUAACUGCAAAGGGCUGGAAAGUGAGGGAAAGGAGUCCUGAAAAGAGGAACUAGGCCAAGGCACCUGCUGCUAGUAAUCUAGUCUAGGGUUUGCAUGCUUUUUAACCACUUGUUCAUUUUCACUUCCAAGAAAGCAAUAGGUUCAUGGUUAUUUACAAAAUUCAUCUAGAGCAAUGAUUCACUCAAGCAUUCACCCAACAAAAGUUUUCAUUGACCACCGAAGUCACAGUUUGUUGCUUUCUGCAAAAUAAUAUCCUUAAUUAAAAGAUAUCUGUAUAACCAAGAAGCUCCUUAGAGUUCUAUAACUUUUAUUUCCAACUUAAUUUAAAGCCUGAAGGCUGAUUUAAAAACAGUUGUACUCAGAAGUACUAGGAGAUGCACAGUGCUGGUUCCUACCAAUUCAUUUACAUAGCUCUCCCCCUAGCAUUUAUUGCCCAUCCCCAAACACAUCUGGGAUACCACAGCUCAAUUUUUGUGUGCCUUUCUCAGGCUUAUACCUUUUCCUGUUUUUCUUUUCAGUCAUGGGAAAGCUUGGCAGAAGGAUACAUCCUACUGGAGAAAACAUUAACGAAGUUUGCUUGUAUAUAUUCUGGGUUCCCUUCCACAUUGUGCUUUAGAACAUUUAUAGGAGUUGAUUUUUUGUUCUUUCUGGGUGACUGACAUCAAAAUAUAGUGACAAGUAUUCCCUAAUCUCUUAAGAUACAGAAAUGCUCUUUAUCAAAUAUUCUGAGUAUAAUAUUUGUUAGUCGUUCAAUAAAUACAAAAUCACAGU
Nannospalax galili (Upper Galilee mountains blind mole rat) is the source of this 2137-nucleotide messenger RNA. It is a transcript of the gene Lhfpl1, whose product is annotated as LHFPL tetraspan subfamily member 1. The record is from RefSeq and is a predicted model, not a curated record. Gene Ontology annotation, cellular component: membrane. The transcript has 4 exons. NCBI's taxonomy places the organism in Eukaryota, Metazoa, Chordata, Mammalia, Rodentia, Spalacidae. The coding region runs from base 689 to 1351 and encodes 220 amino acids.